UGUAAGUACAGAACAACCUCGGGUUUGCUCAUCAGGAGGAGGCUCCUACAACAUAAUAUCCUCUCCGUUGAUAUCUUCUUUAUAAGAGGACAUUCCCAAUUGACCGAUCAAGGAUGUAUAGGAACAGAGACAAGAUGAUGGAGAGGAUAUUCCAUCUCACCCUAGAGAUACUCUUCCAACUUACUGGAGAGGAUUUCACAGUGGUCAAGAAGACCUCUAGUGAGCGCUGUCGGGCCCCUGUGUAUGAAGGAUGGGGAAGAACCUUGAGCCCAAUCACGGGGCCUCCACCUCACUCCCUGAUACAUGAGGAGAUCAAUGAACAGAAGAUCCUAGAACUCACCCACAAGAUGGUGGAGCUGCUGACUGGAGAGGUUCCUAUAAGGUGUCAGGAUGUCACUGUCUAUUUCUCCAUGGAGGAGUGGGAGUAUGUAGAAGGACACAAGGAUAUAUACAAGGACAUCCUGAUGGAGGACCACCAGACCCUCACAUCAUCAGAUGACUGUGCCAAGAGUGCAGAAGGAAGUCUGAUAUCGUCAUAUCUUAGAGCAGAUAAUUGUGGUGUCACACAAGAUACAUGUGAAGAGCGUGCCAUCCUUUUAGAUGUCCCUUUAGCCCUUCACAGCAAAGCUCUAUCAUCUGAUCCUCUUAAACAUCUAUCUUAUAAUUCAUCACAAAAUGCUAACCAAAAUAUAAGUCACAAAACAGGUGUGGAACAUCAACAAAAUCACAUAGAAGAGAAGCCAAUUUCAUGUUCAGAAUGUGGUAAAUGUUUUACUCAUAAAUCAGCACGUGAUAGACAUCAAAGAAGUCACACAGGGGAGAAGCCAUUUUCAUGUUUAGAAUGUGGGAAAUGUUUCUCCCAAAAAUCUGAUCUUGUUAGACAUCAGAGAAUUCACACAGGGGAGAAGCCAUUUUCAUGUUCUGAAUGUGGGAUAUGUUUUUCUGUGAAAUCAUAUCUUUUUGAACAUAAAAAAAAACAUAUAAUAGAGAAGCCAUUUUCUUGUCCAGAAUGUGAGAAAUGUUUUAUUUCGAAAUCAAAUUUUGUUCAACAUCUGAGAAUUCACACAGGGGAGAAGCCAUUUUCAUGUUCUGAAUGUGGAAAAUGUUAUAGUGCAAAAGCAGAUCUUGUUAAACAUCUGAGAAUUCACACAGGAGAGAAGCCAUUUUCAUGUUCUGAAUGUGGAAAAUGUUAUACUGCGAAAGCAGAUCUUGUUAAACAUCUGAGAAUUCACACAGGAGAGAAGCCAUUUACCUGUUCUGAAUGUGGAAAAUGUUAUAUUACAAAAUCAGAUCUUCUUAAACAUCAGAGAACUCACACAGGGGAAAAGCCAUUUUCAUGUUCAGAAUGUGGGAAAUGUUAUAGUGUGAAAUCGGAUCUUAAUAUGCAUCAAAGAAUUCACACAGGGGAGAAGCCAAUUUCAUGUUCUGAAUAUGGAAAAUGUUAUAGUGUGAAAUCAGAUCUUAUUGAACAUGACAAAAAUCACAAAGGGGAGACACCAUUUUCAUGUUCAGAAUGUCAUAAGUGUUUCUUAAGAAAAGCAAAUCUUUUUGAACAUCAGAAAAUUCACACUGGAGAGAAGCAAUUUUCAUGCCAAGAAUGUGGGAAAUCUUUUAUUCAUAAAUCAGAUAUUGCUCGACAUAAAAAAAUUCACACUGGGGAGAAACCAUUUUCAUGCCCAGAAUGUUGGAAAUGUUUUACACAGAAAUCACAUCUUGUUACACAUCGAAGAUCUCACACAGGAGAGAAGCCAUUUUCAUGUUCAGAAUGUCAUAAGUGUUUCUUAAGUAAAGCAAAUCUUCUUGAACAUCGGAAAAUUCACAAUAGAGAGAAGCCAUUUUCAUGCCAAGAAUGUGGGAAAUCUUUUACUCAGAAAUCAGAUCUUGCCCGACAUCAGAAAAUUCACACAGGGGAGAAGCCAUUUUCAUGCCAAGAAUGUCAGAAAUGUUUUUCCCAAAAAUCAGAUCUUGUUAGACAUCAGAGAAUUCACACAGGAGAGAAGCCAUUUUCAUGCACUGAAUGUGGAAAGUGUUUUAACCAAAAGUCAACUCUAAUUUCACAUCAAAGAAGACACUCUGAAAACACAUUUCAUGCCUCGAAUGAUUCAUAAACAUCCAAUACCUCACACAAGAAAGCAACAAUUUUUAUUAUAACCCUUUCCCUCAUCUUGAUAUAACUGUAUGUGGAACUGGGGGAUAACAUCCUGCACCUCAAAAGUCAAGCUAAUUGUUGGAUUAAAGGGAACCUGUUACCUGGAUUUUGUGUAUAGAG
This is a messenger RNA of Bufo gargarizans (Asiatic toad), 2269 nucleotides long. Its product is annotated as gastrula zinc finger protein XlCGF26.1-like. The record is from RefSeq and is a predicted model, not a curated record. Lineage: Eukaryota; Metazoa; Chordata; Amphibia; Anura; Bufonidae. Gene Ontology annotation, biological process: negative regulation of transcription by RNA polymerase II. The coding region runs from base 114 to 2108 and encodes 664 amino acids. Gene Ontology annotation, molecular function: DNA-binding transcription repressor activity, RNA polymerase II-specific. The transcript is spliced from 5 exons.